AUGCAACAAGCUCUUUCUCAUCUGGGAGAACUCGAUUGUAAUCAUAAGAUGGGAAACCUAGAAGCCAUGGAAAGUCUAACAAGCGAAGAAUCGCCAAUGUUGAAAUCUCAAUCGCAAGAACUAGAUGGCAGUUCUACAAGAGGAACAACUGAAGCCAACGCAGAACAGCUCCUUCCUUCCACUUCAUUGAAACCAAAAAGAAGGGAAACAUUGCCACCACCACCUCUUCUACCCCGUCCAACAAAAAGGACAAAGGUACCAGAGGUUGACUUUCGCCUAAUCUCACGCAAAGGCUCGACUACGCUACUAACCUUGGAUUUACCCACCUCGCCCAUCGGUUUGUCACACUGUCUCGAUCUUUUUCCAACUGGAAUACCCGAAGAAACAAUAGCACCAAAAAGAACUCCUCCCAUAGUACCAUUAAGACCAGUGAGAUUUAGAAAGAAGGAACCAACCAAUGAUGAGGAAACCAUUCCGCCGGAAGUCACAGCAAUUCCACCGCCUCCUUCUCCGAUGAAAGACAACGUGAAACCUGAAUUGUCACCUAGACCUAUUUCUUCGCCUGAUCCUGAAUUUGCUGGGGUUCCUGAUACAGCGGGACCAAUUUUCAGUUCCAACUUCUCUUUCUCCUCGCCCACAUUCGCAACACUUAGCGAUUACGAAAUCCAUUCACAAAAAAGACGCCCCAUCCCCUCACCAUCUCCCAUUAAUCCCACAAUAAGCGCCAAUAAAAAUUCCAUCGCAAGUGCUAAUGUUGGAGCUGAAAUCCCAAAAUUCACGGCACCUCCAAGUCACAUACCUCCUCCUCCUCCUGAAUCAACACCAGAACAAUCAACCGCUCUAUCAAAAGGAUAUAGAAGAAACAAGCCCAUCCUGACCGAAGCAGAAACAAUAAACAUCUCACCAGAUAUUAAAGUUCCACACGCCUCACCACCACUUUCGCCCAAGCAGCUAAACAAAUUCGUCCCUUUGGUUACGUUUACGCCUCCUGCUGCUCAUCAACGACCUUUAGACCAAGACCUACCGACCGUCUCCACGUCACAGAGCAACAAUCCUACAUACCCACCACCUCUUCUCUCUUAG
Molecule: messenger RNA, 1083 nt
Organism: Hymenoscyphus albidus
Lineage: Eukaryota; Fungi; Ascomycota; Leotiomycetes; Helotiales; Helotiaceae
Source: the annotation of a GenBank genome assembly